This is a messenger RNA of Puntigrus tetrazona (Sumatra barb), 1739 nucleotides long. RefSeq names its product lymphatic vessel endothelial hyaluronic receptor 1b (gene lyve1b). Gene Ontology annotation, biological process: cell adhesion. Gene Ontology annotation, cellular component: plasma membrane. The coding region runs from base 38 to 1072 and encodes 344 amino acids. The record is from RefSeq and is a predicted model, not a curated record. Gene Ontology annotation, molecular function: transmembrane signaling receptor activity; hyaluronic acid binding. NCBI's taxonomy places the organism in Eukaryota, Metazoa, Chordata, Actinopteri, Cypriniformes, Cyprinidae. The transcript is spliced from 6 exons.
AGACUCCUGGACAUUUUUGGUGGCAUGUUCUGCAGUCAUGGCUAGAGUCUGGUUACAAUUAUGUCUACCGUUCUUCUUAUUUACAAGCGCACUCUGUCUGGAUGUGAGUCAAAUCCAAGUUCCUACAAACGAUGGAAUUUCUGGAGUAUUGUUAAUCCAAUCCAACAGCAAUGUGUACAGUUUUAAUGCCACCGCAGCCAAAGAAGCAUGCGAGGCUAUUAAAAUGAGAAUGGCUACAAAGGCUGAAGUAGAAACAGCAAACAAAAAUGGUUUACAGACAUGCAGGUUUGGUUGGGUUGAGGAGCAAAUCGCAGUUAUUCCUCGAAUCGAGAAAAGCGAAAAAUGUGCUAAAAACCAGUUAGGCGUUUCUGUUUGGAGAGCUGACGUCAGCAAAAUGUUUGACGUUUACUGUUUUAAGACAGCAGGUUCUGAUGGAUCAUUUGAAACAACAUCAAGCAGGCCUCAAUCUACAACAGGAGGAACAAUGCCAUCAAACAACCAUUAUUCCACUAAAUCAACCCAUACAUCUUCCAUUAGGUCAACCUCUACUCCUGUCUACACAUCAAGAUCCCUGCCUCCACGUACAUCCACUCCAUCCGCUUCCUCCUCAGCAUUUGUAACAUUUCGUCUUUCUAGCAUCAGAGACAGUUCCAAAGCAGCAACAAGCACUCAGUCUUUUUCAUCUCCAAAAAUGUCCUCUGAAUUCUCAACCUCAUCUUCUUCUGCUUCAUCCACUCAUUUUCUUCUUCAGCAUAGCUCAAAUCCAACCGGUCAUCCUGCACUGUCCCAGACCGCUAUGCCUGACAGACCAUCCGCUAGAGCAGCUCCCAAAACAUUAAUCAUCACUUCCACUGUGUUGCUGUUAUUGCUGGCAGCGGCAGGUGCAGCUUGGUAUCUCAAAACUAAAAGACAACUGUUUACAUCCUGGUCCAGAAUGAGGCAAGAAGAGAUGAAUGAAACCGAGAUGUUUAAACGAAUAAAUGAGAGGCAUUGUACGCCAGAACAGACCAGCAAAGGCAACGACAAUAGCAAAUGCAACUUCAUCCUUAAAAUGGAACAAGACUCAUCCUAAAAAUGCUGCAUUUUUGUGAAAACUACAUUUGGAACUACAUUUUUUAUCUUUUUUUUAGGCUGGAAAAAGUGGUCAGAUGUUAGCCACUUUAUUUUUCGUUUGCUGCUCAUUUAAUUUUCAAAUAUUAUUUUAUGUUCAAAUGUCCAUAACGAAUGUAAAUACUAGUCUAUUCAUUACGACGCCGUUUUAGUGCCACCUUCAAAAAAAAAAAAAAAAAAAACAAGAAUAAUGUCGAAAGAUGUUGAUGUUUCAAGAAUAAAGCUUAAAGUUAUAGCCUAAUUUUUUGAUAUAUCCAUUUGUGCAUACAACUGGUCUGGAUAAGGAGCAUCGGGGGACAUUCCAAAAUAUAUGACAUAUCGUUGUAAUCGCUUAAGAUUUUUGGUAAUUAGUAAUUAAUUUGUAUUAUUUAUAUAAAUUAUGUAUAAUUGUAUGUAUAUAUAUAUAUAUAUAUAUAUAUAUAUAUAUAUAUAUAUAUAUAUAUAUAUAUAUAUAUAUAUAUAUAGUCGCAUCAGUGCUAAUAUUUGAGGAUUAAAGGAUUAAUGUGGCCUACUAUUCUUACCUGCUUUGUUGUUAACAUAUUUUAGGGUGAUGUUACCAAGGUAAUAAAUGUAUGUAUGUGUGUGUGUUCUUACAGCUUGUAUGUUAGUAAAGUGAAAUCACAUCUUAA